UAUCGUGGAAAUGGCUUCCAAUCAGAAUUUGGAAGUUUUUUUUCCAUAUUGAUUAGUUAUAUGUCGCUUUUGUUGUUUACUCGCCACAUUUUUUUGGUCAGUUAAAUUGUGUGUGUUGUGUUUUGCAAAAGACGCGGCAAAUUGCGCGAAAAAUUACGCAAAAAUACAAAAAAAAAAAGAACGCAAAAAAAUAAUAUUAAUAAAGCGUAGCAAAAGAAGUAGAGGGGAAGAAGCAGCAGAAUAAGAAGAAGAAGAAGAAGAACAACAACAAGAAGAAGCAAACGUUAGGCGCCAUUUUCGCAUAAAUCGCGACCCAGCGAUACACAGAAAAACACCCUCGAUGUCCGCGGGUGUGGGUGGCGGCGGAGGUAGCAUAACCACAGAUCAUCAUAGCCGUUUAUAUUUUCUUAAUUCGCCAACGGCGCCGCUUACCGCCCGCGAUCCCUUCUUCAUCAAGCCGGAAUAUCUCAACUAUGAGAAUCCCAUGCACCAUCUCUAUCCGAGCAACAGGGGCCUCAUAGAGUAUAACAGUUAUACGACAACAGUUGCCGCCGCUGCUGCGGCCAGUGCGAGUACAGGUGCCGCUGCUGCAGCCGCUGCCGCAGCCGCUGCCGCCGUCAGUAGUAACAGCAAUAGCAGCAAUAACAAUAAUAACAGUGCUAGCAGCAACAACAACAACAACAGUGCUAGCAACAACAACAACAGCAACAACAACGCGAACGCCAACGCCAACGCAAGCAGCAACAGCGAGAACAGCUUCCAGCCACAUCCGCAACAACAUCCGCAGCAACAACAACAACAGCAUCCGCAACAUCCGCAGCACACACAACAACAACAACAACAGCAGCAGCAGCAGCAACAACAACAGCAACAGCAACAACAACAUCCACAAGCGCCGCAUCCCCUGCACCAACAUUUAUCCACCGGCAUCGUUGUCACCGGCGUCGCCCUCGGUCAUCAAUCGUCGCGGGCACAGAAGGCGGCGCGACGGCGCAGCAACGAAUCUGUCGAGGCACGGGAACGACGUCUGGAACGGAACGCGGCGAGAAUGCGAGACAAGCGGAGCAAAGAGUCAGAGGACGAGUAUCGGCUGCGACUGGCCAAAAACGCCGAGGCGAACCGCGUCCGACGCCAAAACGAAAACGAAGUACAAAGAACCCUAAGACUGAUGAAGAACGCCGCCCGCCAGCGACUGCGACGCGCCAGCGAAUCGAACGACGAGCGCAAAAAGCGGCUGGCCAAGGCGGCCGAACGGAUGCGCGUCUCACGGGCGAGUGCCCCCAAGGUGAUCAAGCCGCCGCUCGAGGAUCGCCUCAAGGGCUACUAAGGAGGAGAAGCAGCAGCAGCAGCAGACGCAGCAGCAGCAGCAGCAGGAGGCGGAAUCCAAUCAGACACCCGUACACGACACCCAUACACAGACGGGCCAUAUGCACGCCUAAAGCCGAAUCCAAUCAGAGCGCAAUUGGAAGCUUGUGAAGCGGGCUUCAGCAAGUAAAGUGCAUUCACACACACACUGACACACACACAAACACACAAUAA
This is a messenger RNA of Drosophila montana, 1539 nucleotides long. RefSeq names its product GATA zinc finger domain-containing protein 10. Bases 341 to 1327 code for a protein of 328 amino acids. NCBI's taxonomy places the organism in Eukaryota, Metazoa, Arthropoda, Insecta, Diptera, Drosophilidae. The record is from RefSeq and is a predicted model, not a curated record. The transcript has a single exon.